Diaporthe citri is the source of this 1626-nucleotide messenger RNA. RefSeq lists its product as uncharacterized. Gene Ontology annotation, cellular component: plasma membrane. Lineage: Eukaryota; Fungi; Ascomycota; Sordariomycetes; Diaporthales; Diaporthaceae. The transcript has 4 exons. Bases 1 to 1626 code for a protein of 541 amino acids. The record is from RefSeq and is a predicted model, not a curated record. Gene Ontology annotation, biological process: plasma membrane lactate transport. Gene Ontology annotation, molecular function: secondary active monocarboxylate transmembrane transporter activity.
AUGUCGGACAACGAGAAGCCUACCACCGAUCAUGGACCUGCUGAUACUCGGCCAGGCCCGAUCGAGGACCACCACUUUGGCGACGAGCCUCCUCACCACGGCAUGUCGGCUGGCCAAUAUAUUGCAUCCCGCUUCAGCAGCCUGAAGCCGCCAAUGUCGAAACUGCCCAACCCGUUUUCUCUCCUCAGGAUGCUCAACGGCCACCACUGGGCAUUCUUCCUGGUCGCCUUCUCCGCUUGGACCUGGGAUGCUUUCGAUUUCUUCACGGUCUCGCUUACUGUCAGUGACCUCGCCGAGACAUUUGAUAAGACCAAUACCGAGAUAACCUGGGGCAUCACCCUGGUGCUGAUGUUUCGAUCUGUUGGUUCAAUUCUCUUUGGUAUCGCGGCAGAUCGUUAUGGUCGCAAGUGGCCUUUCAUCGUGAACAACGUCUUGUUUAUCAUUCUUGAACUGGGCACCGGCUUCUGCAACACCUACAACCAGUUCCUCGCUUGUAGGGCCUUGUUUGGUAUAGCGAUGGGCGGUCUGUACGGAAAUGCUGCAGCUACCGCACUGGAAGACCUCCCCGAGGAGACUCGUGGCUUGAUGUCCGGUAUCUUGCAGCAAGGCUACGCGUUCGGCUAUCUCCUCGCCACCGCCUUCGCACGGGGUCUGGUCAACACCACCCCGCACUCCUGGAGACCCUUGUACUGGUUCGGAGCAUGCCCGCCGGUCCUAAUCAUCCUCUUCCGCCUAAUGCUGCCCGAGACGAACGUGCACCAGCAGCGAGAGUCUGUGCGUCGCACUGCGCAGGCCAGCGGGAGCAGCGUCUCGAAGACCUUCAUACAGGAGGGCAAAGUCGCUCUCCGGAGACACUGGUUGCUCCUCACGUACCUCGUGCUCCUCAUGGCUGGGUUCAACUUCAUGAGCCACGGUAGUCAGGACCUGUACCCAACUAUGCUCAAGAACCAGUUUGAGUUUGACGAGAAUGAGGUGACGGUUACACAAGUGGUGGCCAACCUUGGAGCAAUGACCGGCGGUACCGUUGUUGGCUUCUUGUCGCAGUCGUUUGGCCGCCGACUCAGCAUCAUUGUCAUCAGUGUUGUUGGCGGAGCGCUUCUGUAUCCGUACAGCUUCAUCGAGAACAAUCGCGUGAUUGCCGCGGCGUUCUUUGAGCAGUUCUGCGUGCAGGGUGCUUGGGGCGUCAUCCCGAUUCACCUAAUGGAGCUCUCUCCGGGAGCAUUCAGGACCUUCGUGGUGGGAACCUCGUACCAGCUUGGAAACCUCGUCAGCUCUGCGAGCUCAACCAUCGAAGCCACCAUUGGCGAGCGGUUUCCCCUCCCACCAAAGGACGAUGUGAAGCGCUACGGUUACGGCAAGGUCAUCUGCAUUUUCAUGGGCUGCGUGUACGCCUACGUGAUCCUCCUGACGUUCCUCGGACCCGAGCACCUGCGCCGCAAGUUUGAGGUCGAGCAUGACGCAGACGUACGGGAGAUUGCGGGCGAGGAGACGAUCGAGCAGGCUAUUCACCGCCGAGAGAGGAUGGGUAUGGGAUUGAGUGACGAAGACCUUGCGGAUGCUGCUGAGGUGAAGCGCAUUGGGGAGGCAGAGAGGAACAGGGAGAACAAAGCGAACCAGAUAGUUUGA